AUGGCUUCUGCUUCUUCUAGUAGUGCUUUCUUCACUUUUCUUAUAAUCCUUACCUUUCUUUCGAUCUCUCACAUCAAAGUUUCUGAAGCACAAGCUACACCUCCUAUAGUAAAGGGACUAUCAUGGACCUUCUAUAAUUCAAAAUGUCCUAAGCUUGAAUCUAUCAUCAGAAGUGAGCUCAAGAAAAUCUUUGAUAAAGAUAUUGGUCAAGCUGCUGGCUUACUUCGCCUUCACUUCCAUGACUGCUUUGUUCAGGGUUGUGAUGCAUCAGUAUUAUUGGAUGGAUCAGCAAGUGGACCAAGUGAGAAAGAUGCACCACCAAAUUUGACUCUUAGGACUGAGGCCUUCAAGAUAAUCGAAAAACUUCGUAGCAGUGUCGAGAAGCAGUGUGGAAGAAUCGUCUCUUGUGCUGAUAUCACCGCUGUUGCAGCGCGAGACGCCGUUUUCCUCUCAGGAGGACCAGAGUACAAAAUUCCAUUAGGAAGAAGAGAUGGAUUAACAUUUGCAACAAGAGAAGUAACAUUACAGAACCUUCCUUCACCAACAAGCAACACAACAACAAUCCUAAACUCACUUGCAACCAAAAACCUUAACCCAACCGAUGUAGUAGCACUCUCAGGUGGUCACACAAUAGGCAUAAGCCACUGCAGUUCUUUCACAAACAGACUCUACCCAACACAAGACACUGUCAUGGACAAAACCUACGGCAAAAACCUUAAACUCACUUGUCCUACUAACACCACAGACAACACAACUGUUUUAGAUAUUCGUAGUCCUAACAAGUUUGAUAACAAAUACUAUGUCGAUCUUAUGAAUCGUCAGGGUCUUUUUACGUCGGAUCAAGAUUUGUAUACUGAUAAGAGGACUAAGAGUAUUGUUACUGAUUUUGCUGUGAAUCAGUCUCUUUUCUUUGAGAAAUUUAUUGCUGCUAUGCUUAAAAUGGGUCAGCUUAAUGUUUUGACUGGAAGUCAAGGAGAGAUUCGUGCUAAGUGCUCUGUUAGAAAUAAGGAUAGCAAGUCUUUCAUUGCUUCUGUUGCGGAAGAUGUCGUUGAAGGAUUUUUAGAAAUGUAA
Molecule: messenger RNA, 1071 nt
Organism: Vicia faba (fava bean)
Lineage: Eukaryota; Viridiplantae; Streptophyta; Magnoliopsida; Fabales; Fabaceae
Source: the annotation of a GenBank genome assembly